This is a messenger RNA of Scomber japonicus (chub mackerel), 770 nucleotides long. RefSeq names its product musculoskeletal, embryonic nuclear protein 1a (gene mustn1a). Gene Ontology annotation, cellular component: nucleus. The record is from RefSeq and is a predicted model, not a curated record. Gene Ontology annotation, biological process: chondrocyte proliferation; tissue regeneration; chondrocyte differentiation. Lineage: Eukaryota; Metazoa; Chordata; Actinopteri; Scombriformes; Scombridae. The transcript has 3 exons. The coding region runs from base 66 to 299 and encodes 77 amino acids.
CAACAGACAACUGACAGAAAGAGGAUCAUUUCUCACAGGAUAUCUUCACCCACUGCUCAACCAACAUGUCUCAACCAGGUCAGGAAGAGGAGGAACUGCAGCGCCCUGAAGUGAGAGAAGAGGAGCUGGCUGACGCAAAGAAUAAGCUGGGUACAAGUGGGCAAGCAAAGAGCAAGACUUUAGAAGUUAUGGAGGAGUGUGAGAAAGUGGGUAAAGUUGCUCCUUCUGUGUUCAGCGGGGCGAGGUCUGGAGGAGAGACCGUUUUCAAUGCCCGCUCGGCUAAACCAAUCAGGAAGUAGCAGGAGACCUGACCAUGAUGGGACAACACCUGUUCCACGUUAGUGAUAGAUUGUUUUCUUGCUGUACUUCUUGCUGAAUUGCACUCAAAACUGUUUAAUUCUGACAUGUUUGAACUUUUAUGAAGCUGAUAGUUACCUUUUUAAAAAAAUCUAAGAAUUUCUAUGAAAUGGUAAGUCAGUUUUUCAUUGUAAAAUUAAGGUGUUUUUUUGUUGCUGUUAUUGAUUAUCCUGUCUAACCAGUAUUCACCCAGUUUCAUGGUGUGAAGUAAUAAAGGACUAUAAAGCACCAUAUGCAAUACAAUAAUUGAUGCGUUUGAACAUACUGAAGAACUUUUGAAACAUCAUUGUGCUUUAUUUGCGUGUCUUUGUCCAAAACAAACAAAACAAUUUGGUCUUUUCAUUUGUGCCUGGAUUGUAGGAGUUUGUCAAAAUCAUCCAUCAUGUAAAAAUCUGUAAAAAAGCAACAUAAGA